AUGUCAAAAUCGAACAUUACUAGUCCUUUAGGAUUGAAUUUUCGAUCCUUCUAUUCUUUAGGAAGUCACGUGUCAAUCAGCCCGGACGGUCAGAAAAUUGUCACUUUUGAACCUGAGACCAAAGAGUUUAAAAUAUUUGAUGUCCAUAAUACAACACAACAUUCCUCAAAGUUCACCUACAACACCGGAGAAUCCAACUCGAAUCAAACAACUUGUUGGUCUCUAGCCAUCUCCAAUUGCACAGAAGACACUGACCGCCUCAUUGCCUUGUCCCGAUUUGAUCCAUGUGAUAUAUUGCACAAAGAUAGUUCCGAAUCAUCGCUGGUUGAUGAGGAGAUGGGAACAACGACGCCCUUUGUCGCUCCUAGGACUUGGAUCUUCUCGGAAUCCACUAAAACCGAGAUCCCAAAUUCCUUUCAAAAUAUCGGUGGCAUAGUUAGAUUUUUAGAAAAUGAUAUGGAAAUAGCUGAUCAAACACAAAUUGUCGCGAUAAAUGCUUCCGGAAUAUAUAAAGCAACCAUUAAAACCAAAAUUUCAAACAUCCAUAAACAUUUUUACGUACCGACUUUCCUGCAUCAGAAUAAAUCCGGUUCAAUUGAACAUUUUUAUUUGCCCAGACAACUCUCCAUCAAUCUUUCGUCUUUGGACAGAUGGGAAAGCGGAUUUAUGCUACUCCAUACAAGCAUCAUAAGGAACCAUUUCCUGAUCUGCGACUACAAGAAUCAACACCAAGCUGUGGAAAUGUACAGUUUGAUCACAGGGGACCUAGAAAUGGUAUUUCGAAAACGUGAACCACCAAAUUCUCCUGAUGUUCCCAAGGGGAAACGAAUUUUCGCAAUAUCUAAAAAUGAAGCGAUGCUCGCAUUCUGUCGCGGAACCAGUGCUAUCACGAUAUAUUUGAUGGAAAAUGGGCUGGAAGUUAUCACAAAGGAAGUGGAGAAACAAGGUUUCGUUAAAAUCGUGUCACUCGACUUUGUCGCCGAUGACAAUAAGUUGUUGAUUGUCUUUGAAAACGAAGGGGAAUGUGAGAAAGGAGAAAAUGAAAACCGUAACGUGUUCAUCGUUUGGGAUCUUUUCAGCACAUCGGAUAACGCGAUCCGGGAGGUUGUUUUUCCGGAAACACAUAAUUUUCUGCUAAACAUUAACGCCACCCAUCGACUUACGAACCCACAAGGACGAAUUCUGACCGUCACAAAUUGGGAUGGAGUAUUUCCUCUGUCCGAACAACCUGAUAUCGUUGACAUACUGAAUCACACCCCAUCUCCUGAGCUCGUUGAUCUCGAUCUUUCGGCUCUUGAGGACAACUCCAUCGAUCACCUUAUAUUUGAUCUCGGUGGAAAAAGGGAUAAGAAUGCAUCCGAAGUGAUCAUUAAUGAAAUUGAACCUUGGCAUCAUGACGAAAAAUAUUUGCGCAUAUUUGCCAAUCUCGAUGAUCCCGACAAGACCCAACUAAUAAUUGGUCCUAACACAGUCCAAGUGUGGAAAAUAAUCCAGGAUAAAAGAAUCCUUGAAUUUAUCUGGUCGAAGAAAAGCAUUGGAAAAUCGAGAAUAUGUAUUAACCGACUUCAAAUUGGUCGUCGUGAAUUUGUCCUGACAUUGUCGACUCCUUCGUCAAAGAAGGGUGAUGUCUCUAAAACACGCACUAUACAUUGGCCAAAUAACGAAAAUACAUUGAAGAGCGCCUGUCGUGCGCUAAAAUUUUUGGUGAACAAGAAAAAAGAAGCCACCGGCAACUGCAAUGCAAAUAGAUGCGAAUAUUUGAUCAAGGAGACACAAAGGUUAAUUGGAACCUUCAUUAAAAAGCAUAGUCUUUUUCGUUCGAUCGAUAUUCGAUACAACAUUAUGAAAGAUCUUAUCGAAGCUCAACAAGAACCGCUAAUUAGAAACAUCUUGUCCAAAGAUAUCGAAGGCACGAAUGGUCGCUUACAUAUCCCAAGGUUAUACGAGUGGAUCAAUUCACCAUCGAACAUUGAUGGUAACUCAACGUAUGCUCCGAAAUUGAGAUCAAAGGUGUUAACAGAUUUGCAAUGUGCUAUUGAGAAGGCCAAGAAUUCCGUCAGCUCUGCAAAGAUUGUCGAACAUCUACUUGAAUAUUAUACCGACAAUGCCGGUGAUUUUAAUAAUCCCGGAUGGAUGUUCACCGUCACCGGUGCAAUCCCGUACUUGUACAGGCAUGAUUUAGGUAAGCAUUUCUUUAGCGGGAAACCAUGUUUCGGAACCACAGAAGCGUAUUCACCACCUCUCCACAUCAGGCCCGAGGAACAAAAAGCCGGAAACAAUACGGAAUCCGUAUAUGUUGUUAACGCGAGGCCAGGACUGGAGCGUAAACCCGAGGUCAAUAUCCUGGAGCAUCACGAGAAGGACCCCGACUUUUACAAUGUUCCAUCAAUGGACGCAGUAACAGAUUUUAAAUGGACCAAUGCCAAGGAAUACUUUGCUCGUCAAGUUACAAUAUAUAUUUUAUUCGCUAUUUCGUUCGCCAUCAGAUCGAUACUUUACAUUGCUGACGCUCCGCUACAGGCGCUUUAUGAUGGAUUCCCGUACUCUGGCACGAUUUACGCGGCGGCGUUCUUCUCUGUGAUCUAUUUUGGAUAUUACCUGUUGGCAACGGAAAUUAUACAGAUAAAGCGCAAUGGAUUUGCCAAAUAUAACAACUUUUAUAAUGUUUUUGAUUUGGUAUCAAUACUGGCUCCCUUAAUAACAAUAGCCAUUAAAGAAGUGCCGAUCAACAUUGCGUCAGAAACUUUUCAAAUUAUCUUAGCAUUCACGGUUUUGGUCAUGUGGAUGCAAUUGCUAUUGCUGAUGCGAUAUUUUAAAUAUGCGGGACACUACAUUUACAUCAUCAUCCACAUCUUAAACACCAUCUGGCCAUUCCUGGCGUUCAUGUUGAUUGUUGUGGUUGGAUUUGGACAUGCAAUGUUCGUCUUGUUACACAAAGCAGACCCAUCCUCGCUCGUGGUUGAUACUUACGGUAUUGUCAACCCCAAUAACAUCACAGACAACCUCUUCCCCGCGGUUUUCUUUUGGACCAACGGGCGUUGGGAUCAGAUCGGUCAAUGGAACAAUUAUGCGCUCGACGUGAUGACCAUUUUGGGUAGCCUUGUGCUGGUGCUUAUUUUUCAGAAUAUGCUGAUUGCAUUUAUGAACGGAGCAUUUGAUUCUGCCUACGAACACGGUCGCAACGCCGUGCAAAAUUUCCGAGCCGAUCUUAUUUCCGAAUAUGAGACUCUAGAAAAACCAUUCCGUCAUAAAUUUCGAAAUCCACGGUACAUCUAUUACAUCCCGAAUCCCAGUGUCAUCAACUCCUGGCUCUCCGAAAUUGCCAAGGAAAAGAAGCUUGAUGACGACGGCGAUUCCAGCGACGAUGAUGAUACCAACUCUAAUUCCGGAUAUCAUGGGAUUUAUUACGUCAAAUCUUCCAACGAGCAUGAAUCAUGUAUUACAUUCUACGACGAGGGACACAGACCUCCUCCCCCAUUGCGCAUGAAGAAAUCCAAGGAAAUUGUGAAUACUUUGGUAGGAAAUAAUGCCAACGAAACAACAACAGAUCCCGUUUUCGAUAUCAACGACAAUGAAUCCGGCGGGGCCGUUGAGAAUGAGGAAUUAGUUGAAAAGCUGGGCAAAUUGGAGGACGGGAUUGCACGUAAGAUUAAGGUUAUGGAAGAUGGAUUCACGGGGAGACUCGAAAACUUGGAGAAAAACAUUAAAUUGCUCUUGUCUCUAAUGAACAAUCGAUGA
Messenger RNA from Acaulospora colombiana, 3738 nucleotides. NCBI's taxonomy places the organism in Eukaryota, Fungi, Glomeromycota, Glomeromycetes, Diversisporales, Acaulosporaceae. The record is from the annotation of a GenBank genome assembly.